CAGCAGCCUGAUCCGCUCUUUUCCCCCUAGGCUGUGUGAAGCCCUCCCUGGGCAGCCGGGCCGCAUGGCACUGGGAGGCUUCAAGGGCUCCUGGCUGGCCUUCCACGUGGGCAUCGUGACCGGCUUCAUCAGCACCUUCUACUUGCUCAAUGGCCUGCUCUGGCCGCAACCCCCGGACCCCGAGAGCCAGACGCCCCACCUUGAUGCCUGGGUCGUCCAGCACCCGGCGCUCCUCAGUGCUGGCCACCCGCACCUCUCAGGGGAGGUCAGCACGACUGCGGCCGAGCUGUAUAGCAAGGUGCGGAUCCUGUGCUGGGUCAUGACGGGCCCCAGCAACCUGGAGACCAAGGCCCGGCACGUCCAGGCCACGUGGGCGCGGCACUGCAAUGUGGUGCUGUUCAUGAGUUCGGUGCAGGACGACGGCUUCCCCGCCGUGGGGCUGGACACUAAGGAAGGCCGGGACCAGCUGUACUGGAAAACUAUCCGGGCCUUCCAGUACGUCCACCAGCACCACCUGGAGCAGGCCGACUGGUUCCUCAAGGCGGACGACGACACCUUUGUGGUGCUGGACAACCUGCGCUGGCUGCUGGCCAACCACACACCUGAGGAGCCCGUCUACUUCGGGAAGCGCUUCAAGCCCUACGCCAAGCAGGGCUACAUGAGCGGCGGGGCCGGCUACGUCCUCAGCAAGGAGGCCCUGAGGCGCUUCGUGGAGGGCUUCAGGACCCAGGUGUGCAGCCACACCACCUCGGUGGAGGACCUGGCCUUGGGCCAGUGCAUGGAGAAGAUGGGGGUGCGGGCGGGGGACUCCCGGGACGCCGCUGGGCGGGAGACUUUCCACCCCUUUGGGCCCGAAUCCCACCUCACCGGGAAGUUCUCCAAGAGCUUCUGGUACUGGAAGUACUGCUACUAUCCCAUUGUGGAGGGCCCCCAGUGCUGCUCCGACCUGGCCAUCUCCUUCCACUACGUGAACCCCGAGCUUAUGUAUACCCUGGAGUUCCUGACCUACCACCUGCGGGCCUAUGGUUACCGCUACCGCUACCAGCCGCCCCUGCCGGAGAACGCCGCUCGGCUGCUGCAGCGCCAGGGCUGGCCGAAGGCGGCCAACGCUACGCUGCUGGUGCAGGGCACCAAGAAACUGUAGUGGGGCUGGGAGGAGGCGGUCGGUCCGGGAUCGGGCUCUGUGCCUGAUGUGGGGCUGGCGUCCUGGGCGAGCCGUGGCCAGGAGCCACGGCCACGUGGCAGCCCCGGAACUGGAUAAUGGAGGGGGCUGUCUCGGGCUAGCUGCCAUCCCAGUUGGCACUAACUGCCCCCCUUGCUGGUAGAGGGACCCCCCAUAGAGGGUCCUCUCCAGGGCAGGGGCAGGCCUGGGGUGAGGGGUUCAGCCUCCUGGCCCGUGUCUCUGAUGCCAUGCUCCUGCCCUGGCCCCAUCCAACAGACCCGAUCCCUAGGAGAUGCCUGGAGCCCAACCAAUGGUGACUUGGGGAAGGGGAGGCUGGAGCUACAUUUGGUGGUGAGGGAGGGUCCUCGCACCCUCCCCUCCCCUCCCCCCACAGUCAAUAGGGCAGGGUCACAAGGCACAGGGAAGAUGAGGCAGGUAGCCCAGGCCACUGAGGGGCCUUUCAGGCUCUGUCUGAUGGGCCCUUCCAGGAGGGGAUGAGUCUGGAUCAGUCCAUGGAAGGCUUUAUAAUGGGGGUAGCAGCCAUCUUCCCUCCCCCCCCCCCCCACUGCCCAGGGGGGCCUGAAGGGUGUGAGGUCUGAGGAAGGCACACGGGGGAAAGGAAGCGGGUAGGUUUCCCAUUGUGGGGGGAGGAGCUGGGACGCCAUGAUGAGGGGCACAUGGGGUGGCAUGUGAUGGUGGCGGCAAGGAGUUCUGGGAGCAGGGUCUGGCUGGGCUGGAGAGAGGCCCUUGGCAGUGGGGACGAAGGGGCGGGCGGGCAUGCGAGAGGCAGAAGCGCUGCCCUUGGCUAGAGGUGCACGGCCCCCAACCAAUCGCAAAUUGUGGGUGGAGAAAAACCCCGUGGCAAGCCACGGUCAAUACCACUAAACGGUGAGGGGGCCAAGGGUGAUACCACCGCCUCCAGGUUUGGCUGGAGCCCUGCCACGGAUCAGUCCACUGCAUGGUGAGGGGGCCAUGGGCAAUACCACCAUAGGCUGAGCUGGAGCCCUGCCACAGAUCGGACCACUACGGGUGAGCAGGCCAUGGAUCAUACCACUGCAUGGCGAGGGGGCUAUGGCCGAUACCACUGCCAGCUAAGCUGGAGUGCUGCCAGGGAUCAGACCACUGCAGGGUUAGGGGGCCACAGGCUGAGCUGGAGCCCUGCCACGGAUCAUACCACUGCACGGCAAGCAGGAGCUCGGCAAUAGAUUGUACCACGGUUGGGUGAUGGGGCCAAGGAUCGUACCACUUUGGGGUGAGCAGGGACCCCGCAGCGGAUGGCACCACUUCACAGCUCACUCGUGGCUUGUGAAAUGCCCGUGGCAGCCCCCCCCCCCCACGUGGUGCACUGGAGCAGGGGGUCUCAUCACUGUCCUCAUGGGAGAAGCAAGGGGCCAAUGGGGCUUUGGGGUGAAUAAACCCUGCUUUGGUUUUUGUAAAGAAAUGGCCUGGUUUUAGCUUCCCUGCGCCGGGGCCCUGCGGCUGGGUCCGGGCUCUGGCUACGUAGCAGCGCCCAGGGCGGAGCGGGUGCUGACCGCGGUGCCCACAGGGCCCAGCUAUGCCCAGCCCCAAUGGGUGGGUUGAGCCCAGCCUGGGGGCACCUGCACUCGCCAGUCAGUGCUGACUCCUCGGCGUGGCAGUGGGGUGGGGCGCCUGCCCCACCCCCAUGCGAGAGGGGGCUAGAGUAGGCCAGAGAGGCUGUGCAGGCCGACAGCCAAUCAAGAAAGGGCUCGCUGAGAGCCAAUCAGGGCUCAGCUUGGCCCUAUAUAAAGGCUGCCCAGACGACCAGCAAGCAGUUGGUCCCAGGCCUUUGACAGGGGAAGGUCAGUCUCCAGAGCUGGGAGACUAGCACCUGCACAGCGCAUUGCUGGCCAGGCUUGGGGAGCAGAAGGGAGCUCUAGCCCGUAGCCUGCCAGGCUGCAGGCCCUGAAGGGAAGGGCCUAGUGGGUGCAAGGGGCUGUAGGGGAAGCGGCCCAAGGAAGCGGACAGACGAGGGGGGAGGAGGAGGAGGACGGCGAGGCUGCCGCCAGAGGGUCUCUGGGCUGGGACCCAGAGUAGAGGGCGGGCCUGGGUCCCCCCCCCUUGCAGUACACCAAGCCAUCGGCCGUAGGGAGCAGCCAUCAUAGACAACACCAGAUCCCUGACGAGGGAUUAGACUUUGGGGUGUGUGAUUGGACAUGGUGACUAGGGCAUAGAGAGACUACUGAUUCCCCCCCCGCCCAGAAGGGGGUGUGGAUGGACUAAGGGCAUAGCUGGAGGGCAGUGGUCCUGAAGAGGACACCGUGAGCUGGAGAGUGACGUGGGCUCAAGACGCCAACCAAGGGCGAGACAACGGGUGGGACACCACUAGGAGAGGGUGCUCCACUGGACUGAGCUAAUUUCCGGAGACAACCAGCCGGAGGCAAGUCCCAAACCUGUCACAGGCAGGGUCAGAACAGGCGGCUGCUGGCAUCUUGGUGGGGGUGGGGCUGCAUACAGGGCAGGGGGACUUGGCCGGGGUUCGGGCAGGGGCCCUGAGGCUGAUCAGCGCCAGGCAGGACAGGUUUCCUGCACCCACUUUGUGGCUGGGGUCAGAAUCCAGGUGUGACAAACUGGGACUGUUCUUACUGUGGUCUUUGAAUGCUGACAGGGGAGUGUGGCUGGGAUGGUCUGCAUUGGGGGAUGAGAGACUGACCGAUGGAGAAUACCUG
Molecule: messenger RNA, 3849 nt
Organism: Trachemys scripta elegans
Lineage: Eukaryota; Metazoa; Chordata; Testudines; Emydidae
Product: glycoprotein-N-acetylgalactosamine 3-beta-galactosyltransferase 1-A-like
Exons: 3
Coding region: 65-1144 (359 amino acids)
Cellular component (GO): membrane
Molecular function (GO): N-acetylgalactosaminide beta-1,3-galactosyltransferase activity
Source: RefSeq, a predicted model, not a curated record